UCAAGCAGGAAGGCGCAUCGCCCGGCGCUAGCGGGAUGACAACGGUUGGAGCGAGCUCGCAACAGCAGCCUGCUACAGUCUCUGAGUGGGGUGACUGGAGGGAGGACGGGCCCGCAGGCAAGGGUAUCCAGGGGCGAGACUGGGUGCUCGUGCUUGAGAGGGACGGGCAUCAUAAGAAAGCUUUGCAGAGGCUGUUGAUGAAGCUUUCUUGAGCAGUCGCACCCGGAAAAGGGCAUAUUGGAUGCGUUCCGCUGGAAGAUGGCCGUAAAGCUUUGUCUCCAGCAAGUGUUAAUUAUCGAAUACGGAUGCCUUUAGCGAUGGUGUUGGACCGGUACCAAACGAAGCAUACAGAUCGACCGCAUGAUACUGU
This is a messenger RNA of Baudoinia panamericana UAMH 10762, 370 nucleotides long. RefSeq lists its product as uncharacterized. The coding region runs from base 36 to 212 and encodes 58 amino acids. NCBI's taxonomy places the organism in Eukaryota, Fungi, Ascomycota, Dothideomycetes, Mycosphaerellales, Teratosphaeriaceae. The transcript has a single exon. The record is from RefSeq and is a predicted model, not a curated record.